CAGAAUAGUAGGCUAGGUUGAUGAAAGUUUUAAAAGCACCGAACUGGGAAAAAAUACAAUUCACUUUUUUUUUUUUUCUGCUUUUCUUCGGUCCAACAAUUAAUCAUGUGGCGAUCUGAAGAAAACAGUUGAUUUCCAUUCCAAGUAAACCACUAGUUUAAUUGUAAUUUUUUUUUGUAAAUCAAAGUAAAAGAACGGUACUCCCAAGGAUUGUGCAUGUAUAAGUGGGAAUAGAAUUCCAUCGAAAGAAUCUUGCAUCUAUGGCUUCCAUUCCAACCCCUAUUAUCUUUGACAUUCUCGUUCGACUUCCAAUAAAACCUCUAGCAAGAUUCAAGAGCUUAAACAAGCUUUGUCGAUCCUUCAUCAAGGAUCCACAUUUUAUCUAUACCCACUUGAAGAACAGUACUGCGAGUAAAGUUAAUGAUCUUUGCUUAAUCCUUUCAUGCGUGGGGCUUCGAAAUCUUAACGGCAUAAUUCACUUCCUCACCGUCAGAGCCGACAUUGACGAGCAAGCAGUUGUUGAAUUCUCUGCUCCUGUAAGUUUGGACUCUUACCAAGUUUUACCUUCUUGCAAUGGUUUGGUUUGCUUUUAUGGUCUCCAUGGUUGUGUUCAUGUUUGCAACCCCAGCACCAAAGACAUAGUCAGACUCCCAGAUAUUGAUGCUGAAGGCUUUCGAUCUUUGAGCUGCGGCUUUGGCUUUGAUGAAAUGAGUGGUAAAUAUAAGGUCAUUAAGUUUUUUGAGCCUCUGGAAGCAAACCCUUUUGUUGAUAAUCUCAACAGGAUUGAAAUAUUUACCAUGGGCAAUGAUUCUUGGAGGACUAUAAGGUACCAUUCUUGUUUUCGUUUUCUACAUUACCAACCACCGGUGUUUGCUGGAGGGUUCUUUUACUGGAUUAAUGCAGCUGAUUCUAAUCCGGACGGUCCUUCUAGUUUUUCUAUAGUUUCAUUUGAUAUCGGAAAUGAAAUAUUUGAAGCCAUUUCUCCACCAGAAAGUAUUUCAAAAAAGAAUUGGUUUAACUUAUAUCUAGUGGAAUUGAGAGGGAAGCCAUGCUUGGUGGACUUGGAUUAUGAAUUGGAUGAAGACAGGAAAAGAAUGGACAUCUGGAUCUUCAAAAGCAAUGUUGUUGAGAAGAAAGAGCAUUGGGUGAAGGAAACUAUUGUUCAUCAAUCAGAACCUAUUGAUUCCACUCGUCCGGUGGCGUUUGUCAAUGGUGAGGAGAUUUUACUGCAUGGAUUUAUCAAAGGCCUGGGUCACUUGAACAGCUACAAUCUGCAAACUGGUUGUUUUAGACAACUGAAGAUCAAAGGUAUUCCUUCGCAAUAUUGUUACACAAGUAAUCAUGUGGAAAGCCUUUUCCCGGUUGACCAUUAAUCCAUGUGAAAUCCAGGUGGUCUACAGUUAAGCAUAUAUUCAUCCAGGGUGUAGAAUUGCCACAACAGUUGCAAAGUUGAGGAUAAGAUUUCUCUCCAUCAAGUUUCCUUUUAGCUCCCAACUUAAUAUUUUUCAUCUGAUUAUAAUAAAGUUUUCCUCUUGCAACUUGCAAGUAAUUUCCCUCUUUGUAAAGAUUGGUCUGUGAAGAUUAUUUUGCUUUGCAAAUUGCAACCUCAUUCAAAUAGUAGUCCCCCGCAAUACUUUUCCUUAAUCAUUUUUCCCGAAUGAAAUGUUUUAAGAGUUUAUCAAUAUUUUUAUCCCUUAAU
Durio zibethinus is the source of this 1699-nucleotide messenger RNA. RefSeq names its product putative F-box protein At2g02030. The record is from RefSeq and is a predicted model, not a curated record. Gene Ontology annotation, molecular function: protein binding. NCBI's taxonomy places the organism in Eukaryota, Viridiplantae, Streptophyta, Magnoliopsida, Malvales, Malvaceae.